This is a messenger RNA of Chelonus insularis, 3202 nucleotides long. RefSeq lists its product as uncharacterized. Bases 176 to 2464 code for a protein of 762 amino acids. NCBI's taxonomy places the organism in Eukaryota, Metazoa, Arthropoda, Insecta, Hymenoptera, Braconidae. The record is from RefSeq and is a predicted model, not a curated record. The transcript has 5 exons.
GAACUUUUUUGUAGUCCUUCCAGCUGGCAAGAUCAUAAUUAAAGAACUAUACAGUACAUCUAAACGCAUCUAAAAAUACAUCUGUUGCUGAACGAUUCCAACGGUUUACACUACUAACGGCUGCAACUUGUGUAUAUUUUUUAAUUCAUAACCUUAGUACUAAAACAACGAAAACAUGUCAAAUGAACACGAAGAAGAUGGAGCAUCCAUUUCAUCGUUUAAAGAAAUUUUGGAUGAUUUUAUUGAUGUUUCUCACAUGGAUUUUGAUAAUCAGGAAACAUGGUUAUUAGAUGUUGACUCAGAAUUGAAAGGUAUGGAUAACCUCCAUAUAUGGUUAACAACAUCUUUGGAUACAGAGAAAAUGUAUCAUGACUCGAUACAUGAUAGUAAAAAAUAUAUUGAUACACGAACUUGGACAAGACCAAAGAAAAAAUUCAGUAGAUUAAGUUUUGAAUCGAUAAUUGAAGGUAAUUCAUCAAAUUCUUCAAUAAAUAGUGAAAUUCCAUAUUUUAAUAACGAAACGUCACGUAUAGAAAUUAAUUUAAAUGAAAAAACAUCAUCUAUACCACCAAUUUUGAGGCCUGCUACAUUAGGUCCUUGUUCAUCCACUUUAACAAGUGGUCAAGAAAGUUUAGAAGCUUUUUUAAAUAUGUCACAAACUAAAGGAAUUGAUUCAUUCAUUAAUAUGGAAGCUCCAGAGUUCAAUGAAACUCUAGUUGGUAAUUCUAAAUCUUUCUGUAGUAAUAAUUUUUCAAUUAAUGAAGAUUCUCAAAUAAUGAAUCAAAGUGUUGGAAUGGCUGAUUCACAAAUUUUGACUGAGUCAAUGAUGCAGACUAGUAUGUUUAGUGAUGUAUCAGAUAUGAAUAUCAAUGAUGCUUUUGCUCGAGAUCUUUCUAACUCUUCUAUUAUAGAAAAUCCGAAUUAUGCUAAACCUUUAAACGAUACUGUUAUUAAAAGCAGAUCACAAAGUAAUUCACCGCUAAAAUUCAUUGAUGCGACAUUUACUACUGAAGAACUUAACCAAGCUCUGGAUUCACAUUCAUUUGUCAUUAAUAAUGAUACUUUUGAUACUAAUUCAGCUGAAAUUAAUCAUUUAAGUUAUAUUAUUACGAGUGAUAUCGAUGGUAAAAAUGAUCAAAAUAUAACACAAAUUAAAGAGAAUAAAAAAGAGAAUUUAAAUUCUACUUUCAAUUCGGAGCAAUUUUUCAGUGAUAAAUGUGAGGAAAUGAAAUUGGAUACUACUUAUAUUUCAAAUAAAGAUGAAAAUUCAGCAAAUAGUCUCAAUUCUACUAUAAAUAUAUCUAAGAAUGAUUCAAAAUAUCUUAAAGAUAAUACAAAAUCUAAUCUUGAAAUUACUCAUGAUAUUGAUGACAUAGAAAAUAAAUGUUUAAAUUCAACAUUUACUUCGGAUGUUCAAAUUAAUCGCCGAAAAACGUUUAAAAUUGAGCCGCAAGAUCUCGAAAAGAAGAGUGAACCUGUUAUAUCAAUGGCAAACCGUUUUCAAACAUAUCGUAAAAGUAAUGCUACUAAUCAAGUGAAAAAUCCUACUCGUUUUACAACAAUCUCCAAAGAUUUUGAAGAUAAUUCUAAUGCAGAAAAACAAGUGAAAUCAUGUGAAAAUCUUUUAGACAUAAGGAAAACAUCACAAAUUUCUAAAACGUUAGAAUCGAACAGAAAUUUAUCUCGAUUACCACAGCAUUUACAAAAGUCUAAUCCAAAUCUCAUUUCAAACUCUUUGAAAACUGUUAAUUCAAAUAGAAUGUCACAUUUUGGCUUCGUUAGGCCAAAACAAGUUAAAAAUAAUGAGCCAUCACUCACAAGAAAAGUAUAUUCAUUAGCUAAGUUAAAAAAUGGAUCAGAUCAACGAUUAACAGCUCCAAAAGUCGAGUUGGCUUUUUCAAAAUCUGGUGGAUCAACUGAAAGUAUUGAAAGCACUCAAUCUGCAGCCAGUGCUCCUGAUUUAGACGAUAGAUUAUCCGUUUGUUCAGAUGGAAGUAAUUCCUGUAAAUCAGGAUUAAAUGUAGAAAGAGUUCAUAACUCUAUUCAAAUGGACUCAGGAAAUUUAAAAAAUAGAACUGAAAUAAGAAAAUCGUCUGAUAAAAGUUGGUAUUCUAAUGAAAAUGAUCUUCCAUCACCAAUUCUUAAGGAUGGAGAGUAUUACGGAAGUCGAGGUAGUUCUCCAAGAAGUGCUGAUUCAACUGUUAAAACUAGUUCACCCAUUCUUAGUCCUGCUGAAUCUUUACAAUCAAUAAAUACUACAGUAGCUAUUAAUCCUGAAAUAAAGACGGUUAAAAGUCAGCCAGAAAGUCUUCCAGAUAAAAAUAUAAUUGCAGAAAAACUGAAAAACAGAGAAAUAAAAUCAGGAAUUCGACCACCGAGUGCGAGAGGCCUUAGUGGAAUCCCACGACCAGCAUCGAGGAUCCCAGCACCUAGAUUUUCGAGACCAAGUUCGAAUAAAAUUUGAAUUUUAUACAAGUUGAUAGUAAUAACAAUUAUAAUUUAUCAUAAGUGAUUUAAAAAAAAUUAAAAAUUUUAUAAAUUAAUAUAAUACUGUCGAAAAGACAUCAAUUAAGGUACUAAAAAAAGAAUAAUUAACGCCAAAAUAUCACUGCCACGGGAGGAUUCAAAGAUAAUUUGUUAAUUUAAAAAAAGAACACAAAUGUUAUAAAAAUGAAUAUAUAUUUUAUUAUAACCAUUGCUUCGUGAGCAAUUAUUUUUUAAUCAUUUGUAUAAUUGAUAAUUCAAAAACAGUGAUUUCCUAUCGGCAUAUCUUAUUGAAAUAAAACAGUUAUAAUUAUUAAAAAAAAGUAUACAAUGGUUAAUACAAAAUAACAUUAAGUGUAGAUAUAAUUAUUAAAUAUGAUUAUAGUUUGAAAUUCCCUGCAGUAAUAAAUUAAUGAGAAUUGAAAAUUAAUGUAAAUAUAAUAGGAAAUACUUAAAAAAUAAUUCAACAAUUGUUAUAAUCUGAUAUAAAAGGUUGUGGAAGCUUACAUAACUUAAGUGCCUUUCUAAUGCUCUAAAAACAUAUGAACAAUCAAAUUUUAUAAGCAAUUGGAUAAACACAAAAAAAUAUAGUAAGAAACUAAUUGAAUUGAGAGAGAAAGUCUUUUUUAUAUUUGCAGAAUGUUUGUAACAAUAAAAUAGUUCUAAUAUUCAGUGGUUUUUUAUAUUAAAUUUAUAAUAAAUUAUUAUUUUGAAUUGA